AUGUCCAAGACGAUAGAGCAAUCCGCCGUGGCGCUGCCCGUUAACGUCGCAGAUGCUACUCCUGCACCGACUCCGUUGAAGAAGAAGAAGCCGUAUCCGUUCUGGCUCGGGGGUCUUGCUGCGACCAUCGCUGCAUCUAUAACCCACCCGCUCGACUUGACGAAGGUCCGGCUGCAGGCGACGGGCGACAAGGGCAUGAUCCAGUCAAUUAGGAAGACUGUACGCACCGCGGGUCCCCUAGGCCUGCUCGAUGGUAUCUCCGGGACGUGGCUGAGGCAGAUGACGUACUCCGUCUGCCGUUUCUGGGCAUACGACGAGAGCAAGAAACUCCUGGGAGCAAAUGAGAAGAGUCCAGCUUGGAAGCUCGCGCUGGCGGGUAGUAUGGCCGGUGGUAUUGCGGGCGUGGUCGGGAACCCUGGAGAAAUCAUCAUGGUCCGCAUGCAGGGCGAUUUCGCUAAGCCGCCCGAGAAGCGUUUGAACUACAAGAACUGUCUCGACGGCCUCUACCGGAUGGUUCGCGACGAGGGCGUCUCCUCACUCGCACGCGGUGUCGGCCCUAACGUUUUCCGUGCGAUCUUGAUGAACGCGAGCCAGCUUGCCUCGUACGACUUCUUCAAGGCCGAAUUGUUGAAGACAGGCCACUUCGAUGACAACAUUUAUGUCCACACGACAGCAAGUUUCGCAGCGGGUACCGUGGCCACCACCGUCUGUUCCCCCGCGGACGUACUCAAGAGCCGUAUCAUGAGCGCAUCAGGCUCAGAGAGCAAAUCGACCAUGCAGAUGAUCCGGACGUCCAUGCGGAACGAAGGCGCGAUGUUCAUGUUCAAGGGCUGGGUGCCGGCAUGGACGCGUCUGCAACCCACGACGAUGCUCAUCUUCAUCACCUUCGAGCAGCUGAAGCGCGCCGUCGACUGGACCCGCGGGGACCUCUAG
Messenger RNA from Trametes versicolor FP-101664 SS1, 933 nucleotides. Its product is annotated as mitochondrial carrier. Gene Ontology annotation, biological process: succinate transmembrane transport; phosphate ion transmembrane transport; malate transmembrane transport. Gene Ontology annotation, cellular component: mitochondrial membrane. The coding region runs from base 1 to 933 and encodes 310 amino acids. Gene Ontology annotation, molecular function: oxaloacetate transmembrane transporter activity; antiporter activity; succinate transmembrane transporter activity. The record is from RefSeq and is a predicted model, not a curated record. The transcript is spliced from 10 exons. Lineage: Eukaryota; Fungi; Basidiomycota; Agaricomycetes; Polyporales; Polyporaceae.